This is a messenger RNA of Postia placenta MAD-698-R-SB12, 1131 nucleotides long. RefSeq lists its product as hypothetical. The record is from RefSeq and is a predicted model, not a curated record. The transcript has 4 exons. Lineage: Eukaryota; Fungi; Basidiomycota; Agaricomycetes; Polyporales; Adustoporiaceae. The coding region runs from base 1 to 1131 and encodes 376 amino acids.
AUGCCAGACCAACGUAUGGAAUUCUCUGUAGUUGCCGCCCUCAUCCGCCUGGGCCACAAGUACCAGAUGACUGCUCUUCGUGACGCCGCACUCGCACGCCUACAGACGUGCUUCACGACCAGCUUCGCCGUUUGGGCCGAGCUCACGCGCUACGAGCCGCACAGGAGCGCAUCGAUGAGCUUCCGGCGCCGCGACGCCAUUGCCGUGGUCAACCUCGCGCGGCUUACCGGCACCGCCUCCGUGCUGCCCGGCGCGCUGUACCUCUGUUGCCAACUCAGCGCGCAGGAGCUCGUGUCUGGCGUGCAUGGGCCCGACGGCGUGUGCGAGCGGCUAGCGCCUGAUGACCUCGCGCGGUGCAUCGACGGCCGGUCCGCACUCUUGUCGCACACGGCACACGUUGUCGCGCGAAUCCUAUCCCCCAGCGUGAGCGUGCAUUGCUUCGAGCCGCCGGCAUGCCGCGUGACCCUUGAGGCGUGCCUACAGUCUUUCCAAUCGCCGGAGUCGAAGGCGCUCCAGUCGCACGACGUGUUGCAGUCGUGGGAGGACGCGUUCGACACAUACGGCGUCCCUAUGGAGCGGCUGUGCGAGAAGUGCUUCGAUCUUUUGUGGCUGAGGGAGUUUCAGGAGAGGCAGAAGAUCUGGAAGAUACUGCCUGAAUUGAUGGGCGUGGAAGUGCCGGACUGGCUAGCGAAGUCCGAGAUCGUCUCCGCGAGGCGGCCAACAUUCACAGUAACGGGAGACGAUAUUGAAGCUGACCGGUGCUUGGUCUCCAAUAGGUUCCGUCGCCACAGGCAGGGGCACUGUUAUCGACCCGCCGUCAUGAUCCAAACGCCAACUCUCACAGCCGCCCGUUGCCUGAUAUGGAGGCCAAGGCGGUUGCUAAACCCGGGCCUCAUGUGGGAUCUAAUCAGGCACGUGAAUGACUAUGCUCGCGCGUCUGAAGACCCGGAGACACAAAGGGAAUGGAAUAGAGUGGCGUUAGCCUUGGGCAUCAUUGCUCGGGUGCCAUCGGCAAGCAUGCUGACAUUCCUGCCUUUUCUGAACCACUCUCGGCUGGACGCUGUCGUUCGCUGUGCAUCGUCUACUGUGGCCACUGCUUCUCAGCGCAUUGAGACCGAGGCGAGAACAUGA